UCUCUAGUCAUCUCUCUCUAUCUCUCUCUCUCUCUCUCUAACACACACACACACACACCACUCUAAAUCUCACUCUGCAGAGGCACCAUCACUGUUUACAGUCCCUUGCUAAAUACAGACAAGUCGCACCACAUUUUUGCUAAUGAACACCAAUUAAAAAAAGAAAAAAGAAAAAAGGAAACACAAAUUGGAGGUGUGCUGUAUCGUUUUGCUCGAGAGCACCUCGUGAAGUUCAUGUGCAAAGUAUGGCGAAAGAGAUCUGAGACAGCGAGAUACAGAGUUAGAGAGAGAGAGAGAGAGAGAGAGAGAGAGAGAGAGAGAGAGAGAGAGAGAGAGAGAGAGAGAGAGAGAGAAAGUGACACUUGAUGAUUGCAACGGGUCUCUUGCUUAAAAAAAACACCUUUGUUGGUCGUUGCCGAAUACUCCAAGAUUCAGGAAUGUUAUUUCCUUUCUCUCUCUAGGGUUCAUCAUAGGAAUGGAGGGGGCUUUUAGUUAUGAAAAAGAAGUGCUUUCUUUACAUUCUUAGUGCUGAUAGGUUAGAAAGUUUUGAAUCCUUAUUUGAUUAGGUGCAUGCCAAAUUAGAGGUUUAAAUAGAAGGAUCUUCAAUCUUGGGUUGUUGUAUAUUAAGACUUAAGAGCAUUGAUUGAUGUUUUGGCCAUAUUCAAGAAUAUUCCCAUUGGAUCAAUUCAUGUUUUGACCAUGACCAGAGCCGUUCGAGAUCGGAUACUCAAAGAUGUGAACGGAAAUAUUAGCGAUCAUUUACGGAACCACAUUCAUUUAACAAACUGCAUUCAUUUAAAGAACCACAUGCACAAGCACAGUCCGAUGUUUGCCGAUCGAGCCCUUAUGAGGGAUCUAGUCACCCUUCAGAGAUCGAGGUCCUUGAGAGAUCCUUCCGCAAGUCCGCCCUCGUGGCAUUCUCCUUCCACGGUUGACCUCCUUCUCAAACGAGGCGAAAAGGGCGAUUUAGUCAACGGAAGACGGUCCGUCGAAGAUGCUUCUAGAAACUCUCAGGUGGGGCAUCGACAUGAUAGGCACCUUAAAACUUUGUCUGAUCAGUUGAAAGAUGCCCCGUUUGAAAGUGACGGUGCGGCUUCAUCUCGAAACACGAGGCAGAGUCAAGUACAGAAGAAUGGCGAAGAAGCAGGUGCAAGCAUCCGACAUAGGAGCAGUGUGAAUAACAGAGCGAAAAGGCGAAGAUUUCGAGGUGCGAGACGAACUCGCCCUUCUAUGGCUGCCCAAAAUGAAAUAUCUGUGGCGUCUAAUUCUUUUGCUCAAGCCCACAAACAUAAAGUCGAAGAGGGCAUUAAUGGUGUACCUGGAAAUGGCUGUGGUAUUCCGUGGAAUUGGUCGAGUCUUCAUAACCGAGGGAAAUCGAUUCUUGAUAUGGCUGGUCGGAGCCUCUCUUGUGGCUUAUCUGAAUCGGGGCUGAAAAGGGGCGGCUCCAAUUCUCGAGGAAUCAAUACUCAGAAUAUUCCGGUCAUGUCUGAAAACUCGAGCUCGUCCACUAAAUCCAACCACGGUGAAGCGUUGCCUCUAUUGCUCGAUGCUUCAGAAGGAAGCAUCGAACGUGCUCGUUGGUUUCAUGAUUAUUCGGGCGAAUUAGGCGUUUUUGCUGACAAUCUUUUGAAGCAAGAAACCGAUUCUGACCUGGCAUCCGAAGGUAGGUCCCACGAGCAACAACAUCAACACAAGCAUCGAAAGCAGCAUCAAGAAAGGCAUCAAAGUAUCACUCAAAAGUAUAUGCCAAGAACAUUUCGAGAUUUAGUAGGUCAGAAUUUGGUAGUACAGGCUCUUUCGAACGCGAUUGCAAAACGGAAAAUCGGGUUGCUCUAUUUAUUUCACGGGCCCCACGGAACUGGCAAAACUUCUUGUGCUCGUAUAUUUUCGAGGGCAUUAAAUUGCCAGUCCAUAGAUCACCCAAAGCCUUGUGGAUUUUGCAGUUCUUGUAUCAAGAAUCGAAAUGUAAGGGAAAUAGGUCCAGUUAGUAAUAUUGAUUUUCGGAAUAUAAUAGAACUUCUCGAUAAUGCAGUUGCUUCUCAGCUACAAUCUCAGUACAGAGUUUUCAUUUUCGAUGAAUGUGAUACUUUGUCUACCGAAUGUUGGAGCGCGAUAUUGAAGGUCAUUGAUCGAGCACCUAGGCGUGUUGUUUUUGUACUUGUCUGCUCGAGCAUUGAUGCUUUGCCUCAUGUAAUAAUAUCCAGGUGUCAGAAAUUCCUUUUCCCAAAAUUAAAGGAUGCGGAUAUUAUAUAUACGUUGCAGUGGAUUGCUACGAAAGAAGAUUUGGAUAUUGAUAAAGAUGCUUUGAAGCUUAUUGCUUCGAGAUCGGAUGGUUCUUUGAGAGAUGCUGAAAUGACUUUGGAACAGCUUAGUUUGCUCGGGAAGAGAAUAUCUAUUGGCCUCGUUCAAGAAUUGGUUGGCCUAAUUUCAGACGAGAAAUUAGUGGAUCUUCUUGAUUUAGCCUUAUCCGCCGACACAGUAAAUACAGUGAAGAAUCUGAGAGAUAUUAUGGAAUCUGGUGUUGAACCAUUGGCAUUAAUGUCACAGCUCGCUACGGUAAUAACCGAUAUUCUUGCUGGAAGCUACAUUUUCGUGAAAGAAAGUUCUAGAAGGAAGUUUUUCCGAAGAAGUUCACUAUCGAAAGAAGAUAUGGAGAAACUGAGACAAGCAUUAAAGAUAUUGUCUGAAGCAGAGAAGCAGCUUAGGGUUUCGAACGAUAGAAUGACGUGGCUGACAGCUGCACUUCUACAACUGGCGCCAGAUCAGCAGUACAUGGUACCUAAUUCGUCUGCCGAUACAAGUUUUAAUCAUAGUCCUCUGGUCUUAAAUAAUGAUGCUCAUUUAAGAGAGAAGCCGAGAAAAAGCAGUGCCGAAAUGCCCGCUUUUCGAAAUGUUCAUUAUGAUGAUGCUAAGUUGAAGGGCAGUGGUGGAAAUUUCGAAAAAGAAAACCCGAAAUUAAAUGAAGAGAUCGAUGAAAUUUGGAUGCAAGUUCUUGAGAAGAUUCCGAUUAAUGGCGUAAAAGAGUUUUUGUAUCAGGAGGCGAAGCUGGUUUCAGUCAGUUAUGGUGCAGCUCCAACAGUGCAAUUGCUGUUCAAUUCUCAGCUGACAAAAUCGAAGGCGGAAAAAUUCCGAUUGCAAAUAUUGCAAGCAUUCGAGUCUGUUCUUAGAUCACGAGUGACAAUCGAGAUCAGAUGCGAAUCAAGAAAAGACAUCGGAGCUGCGGACCCCACAAAGCACGAGGAGAUUAGAAGUUUCCGGAACAGAGACGCCUCAUCUUCUGGAAUCAAUAGAAGAGAAAUCGUUGAAAUCGAAGCUUCUCCUAGAGACUACAAAGAUAGGCAAAAUGUCGAAAACGCCCCUGGAGUAACGUCUAUGCAAAAGAAACCUAAUACGUUGGGUGACAGAAAUCAGAGCCUUAGCCUUGUUAGAAGUAAAGUCUCGCUUGCACAUGUGAUUCAACAGGCAGAGGGAUGUUCGCAGCAUAACGGUUGGUCGAAGCGUAAAGCAGUUUCGAUUGCCGAAAAAUUGGAACAAGAAAAUUUGAGAUUAGAAUCAAGAUCGAGGAAAUUGCUUUGUUGGAAUCCUCCAAAAGUAACAUGUAGAAAGCUUUCGCGUUUCAAAAUUCGAGCAAGAAAGCCACAAACUCUGCUGAAAUAUGUUUCUUGUGGAAGGUGUCUCUCUAGUAAGUCUCCGAGGUAAAAGGUUAUUCUGGUAAUUAUAUUUGAUCGUCGUAAACGGGCUCCCGUUUUCGGACAUCGGUGCUAGUUUCUAGAUUUCUUUCAUGUAUUUGUUUUUUUUAGGUCUUUCAUUAGACAAAAUCUAUUUAUUGAGAUAAAAUUAGAAUUAGCUCAAAUGAAAGAUUAGUAGAUUACAUCUUCAUUAAUAAUUUCGAUUUUAUUUUUUAUUUAUGAUUCUAGUUAUAAAAUCAUGUAUGUUCUUGAGUGUGUUAAAUAAAUGUUUCUUUUUAUUAGCAAAAUUAAUUUAUCUUUA
Messenger RNA from Erythranthe guttata (spotted monkey flower), 3990 nucleotides. Its product is annotated as AAA-type ATPase family protein. The record is from RefSeq and is a predicted model, not a curated record. Lineage: Eukaryota; Viridiplantae; Streptophyta; Magnoliopsida; Lamiales; Phrymaceae. Gene Ontology annotation, cellular component: DNA polymerase III complex; DNA replication factor C complex. Gene Ontology annotation, biological process: DNA-templated DNA replication; DNA repair. Gene Ontology annotation, molecular function: DNA binding; DNA clamp loader activity; ATP binding.